AUGCCUGGCAGAGAUCGACGCCUCUCCUCCGUGGGCCCCUGUGAAGUCGUGCCGCUCUCAGGCGAGCUACCGUGCCCCGAACCUGGAGGGUACAAAGAGCGUCCCCGCCUCUGCCCCACCCACCACAAUGAGUACGUCCGCCUCACGGCGGAAUACCACGCGACUACCGAUGGAGCAAAGAGCCUGUACAAGCACGUUCGCGCCUUGAAAUUGAACGAUCCGACAUUGGUCCGGAAUCUUUCGGCUGCUGAGGUCGAAGCGGCAAUGGUGACUACGAGGGAUUGCAUCGACAUAAUCAACAAGGAGAUCCGCGAGCGACGGGAGCAUCACACUCGGUUCUUCGUUGAAUUGGACGACGGGCACGAAGAGCGCAUCAAGAAGCAGCGCAUAAAGCUGGCUGAGGUAGAGGACAUCGCAUCGAGACUACGCCGCCGCAAGACUGCACUCGCCAAAGGCCCGAGACGACGUGCCGAGACAGCGCGCCGUCGAGGAGACCCGCUACGGCGUUCUCGUAGUAUCGGAACGACUAAAUCACCUACAGUCAAUGCCGAAACUUCCGACUAUAGCUGCUUCCCGAUGUUCGGAACCGGUCACACUCCGCCUGAAGCUACGCCGAGGCCCCUGUGCGUCGCAUUUCUUGCCAACGACGCCCGCUAUGCUCCCGUACGCUGCGCCAGGGCGGGCGCGUACAGUUCUCUCCGUUGUCAAGAGCACCAGGACGAGUACGCUCAGGCCCUUUCUGCACUCUGUACUAUGGAGAAAGAGUAUACCGACAUGGGCGCGACCGUCUACUACAUCAGAUAUCCGGAUCCGAGCAGCGUCAGCGCUCAAACGCUCUCUGAAGACAUCCCCCGGCUCACUCGGUACCUCUCGCUUGCGGACAGUAUCACAGCGCUGUCAGGGAAGCUGAGCAGGUUGGACGGAUACUCCAAAGCGGCAAGCUUGUACCGCGAUGUAGAUAUGGCGAUCUAUGGUCUGAGCCGGGGUGUCGUUGAGAAUCUCCGGACCCAACUGGUGAACACUAAAUCGGAGUUGCUCAGGUCCAAGCCAGUACAGGCGACGAAUAAACCAGUUGCGGCGACGCCUACGCAGUACAGGCGGGAGACGCAGGAUCCAUACCGGACAAACCCGCAGGCGACAAACCCCAAGUGUCACUCGGAAGACGAGGGCCUUGGUUGGGGCGCUGUAAUCAGCACAGCCGAGAAGAUGUAUUCGCAGGUGAUGGCGUUCUUAGAAGGCCCAGGGCGAUUAAGGGCGUUUCAGGGGAUCCGGGAGGUAGGCGACGCGAUCAAGGUGUCUGACCGCGCUUUCGGUGCGCUCGAGAAAGAAAUCCAAAGGCGCGAGGAACACCACAGACGGUUCUUCCCUCAAAUGGACGAUGGCCACAGGCUGCGGAUCGAAUUCUUGCGGGGGCAGCAGCAGAGCGUGCAGGCGGUGGUGGGGAUGCUGGUCAACCGCAAGCGCGAACUUAUCGAGGGGGAAAGAGCGCGCGCCGUCGCCCGCCGGAACAAACUUCAAGUUGCAGGCGGUUUAGCCCCACACGAGGCUGCUAUUGCGUGCUGGACGCUUUUAGCGAUCAACCUCAGACUGAAGUUCGGAAAUGCGCAGAGAUGA
Messenger RNA from Trametes versicolor FP-101664 SS1, 1614 nucleotides. RefSeq lists its product as uncharacterized. The coding region runs from base 1 to 1614 and encodes 537 amino acids. NCBI's taxonomy places the organism in Eukaryota, Fungi, Basidiomycota, Agaricomycetes, Polyporales, Polyporaceae. The record is from RefSeq and is a predicted model, not a curated record. The transcript has 6 exons.